AUGUUGAUCCGACUUUUAUCCCAACCAGUGUUAAGCCCGUGCGAUGCACGGGGGAUAUGGUUCAAUAACAAUAAUUAUCCUCUCUUUUUCCUUCUCCCUUUUCUGGUUUCACCCUUUGAGGAUCAUAAAAAGGUACACAUUGUGCUCUUGGGAGAUGAUGGUGUUAACAAAACACACCAAGAGAUUGAAGAAUAUCACCAUUCAUACCUAUUAUCUGUUAAGGAAAACACAGAGGAUGCAUCGUCCUCUCUUCUCUACAGUUACAAGAAAAUCGGUGGCUUCGCAGCGCUUCUCACUUCCCCCGAAGCUCUCAAACUUUCGGAAAUGGAGGACGUGAAGUCUGUGUUCCGGAGCAAGGGAAGCAGAUACGAGCUGGACACAACACGAUCAUGGGGAUUUUCCGGCUUAAACGAGCCAACAGGAGGAGGAUCCGACAAGGGAAACUUAUGGUGGGAAUCGAAAUUUGGCAGCGGUGUCGUUAUUGGGUUAAUUGACUCAGGCGUGUGGCCGGAGUCUCAAAGCUUCAACGAUAACGGGAUGGAUCCCAUACCGAAUUGUUGGAAAGGAAUUUGUCAACCAGGCGAUGCAUUCAACUCCUCACAUUGCAAUAGAAAGAUCAUCGGCGCUCGGUACUACCUCAAGGGUUUCGAAGCAGAGUACGGCCCACUGAACACGACGUUCAACUAUCGCUCGGCCCGUGACACGAUCGGGCACGGGACUCACAUAUCAUCCACAGCCCUGGGCCGGAAGGUCGAAAAUGUGUCGGCGCCUGGGGGUUUCGCCCCGGGCGCCGCCAUUGGUGGCGCUCCCCUGGCCCGUCUGUCAGUCUACAAGGUGGUGUGGAGUAUUGACAAGUACGGGGAAACCCAGGCGGACGCGGACAUCCUCGCCGCCUUCGACGACGCCAUAGUAGACGGGGUCCACGUCCUGUGCAUCUCGAUGCAUAGCAAGUCCCGUACGUUCGAUACGGAUGCCUUAGCAAUCGGCGCCCUCCACGCGGCGAGGGCGAACAUUGUAGUCGCCUUCAGUGCAGGGAACGAUGGGCCUAACCCGUCUACCGUCGCAAACCUGAGCCCGUGGGCUAUCACGGUCGGGGCAAGCACUGUCGACAGGAUAUUUCCGUCGCCGGCCGUCUUAGCGAACAACGUCACUAUCCCGGGUCAGUCAACAACUUUGUUGAAGUUGAAAAAUGAGUUCUAUCCAUUAGUUUCUGCGGAUCAAGUGAGCAAAAGUGGCGUACCCAAGAACGAGUCUGGGCAAUGUGGAAAGGGUUCGCUUUCUCCCAAAAAAACCAAGGGAAAAAUCGUAUUUUGUUCGGGAGGUGGACAAAAUAAACAAUAUGUAAAAAGCUUUUGGGUGAAAGAAGCCGGAGGAAUUGGUGCCAUUUUCGGAAACAGUGAAACCGAUGGGAACCAAUUUAUAUUCGCCGAUGCCCAUUUUCUUCCGGCUACUUCAGUCAGUUAUAGCAGCGCCCUCAAAAUCAUGGAAUACAUAAAAUCCACGAAGAAAGCAAAGGUGAAAAUCGUGCCGGCUACAACAUUCCUUGGCGCCAAACCAGCGCCUAUAGUGGCUCCAUUCUCCAGCAGUGGUCCAAAUUCAAUAUCACCUGAUAUUCUAAAGGUACUUAUAUAA
Striga hermonthica is the source of this 1632-nucleotide messenger RNA. Lineage: Eukaryota; Viridiplantae; Streptophyta; Magnoliopsida; Lamiales; Orobanchaceae. The record is from the annotation of a GenBank genome assembly.